Molecule: messenger RNA, 534 nt
Organism: Batrachochytrium dendrobatidis JAM81
Lineage: Eukaryota; Fungi; Chytridiomycota; Chytridiomycetes; Rhizophydiales
Exons: 1
Coding region: 1-534 (177 amino acids)
Source: RefSeq, a predicted model, not a curated record
AUGAAACAAGCUGUGAUUUUUAUAAUUUCGCUGCUGGCAGCCAUGUCGUCGGCUAUAGUCGUAUCGACUUCUGAAAGUCCAGCUCCCACAUUCGAACCAUCACCAUCAACAUCAGGCUCAUCAUCACCAUCAGGCUCAGGCCCACCCUCAGCCAUAUUGUUUCAACCUCAUAGUGAUACUCGUGUCGCUAACCUGUUUUCGUACUAUAAUACACUUUUGAAACAAUACAAUUUGAAAGCUGCUGAAUGCGAAAUUUUAAAACAAGAGUGCGAAAAACGCAACGUAGUCGUACAGGGAAAAACGCUUCUAUAUAUACGCACUCUAGCUAAAUGCACACAUACAGAUCCAUCAACAAAUUUGCAAUUAAAAGCCACUUCCAAUUGUAUCAAAGAAAAUUCUGAAAAAGAAGAACGUUUGUACAUUGAAUUACUUGCGGAAAAAAUUGAUGUAUGUGGUGAAGUCAAUCGACUCGAAGCAAGAAUGAACGAGGUCGAGGCUAAAAUUCAAAGCUUGCUAUUCAAUGAUCAACAAUAG